AACUAACGGAAAGGAUGAAAUGAUUUGUAUCACUUAUGGAAAGGAUGAUCGGUGUCAUGACCGGGUACGUGUAAGGAAGAUUAGAUGCCUCAACUGUAACUAAGUUUUGGGAUUUGAUUUGAGACGAUGAUGUCAUCACGAUUUGAGAAUGUACGAUGGAAGGGAUGGCUUGUGGUCCUUGGAGGGAUACUUAUUCACAUCACCCUAGGAAGUCGGUACACAUUUGGUAAUCUUACCUCCUAUAUCACAUCCUACCUGCGAGAGCGGACCCCUUCUGAAAGUAUACGAUAUAAGGACACAACUUCGAUAUUUCUUUUGUUAAUAACGUGCUAUGGAGCGACGGUACCGUUAGGAGGCGUGUUAGAUGAACGCUUAGGUCCGAGACUAGUGUCAAUCAUAGGGUGCUGGGUUGCAAGCAUUGGUGUAUUUACGACCUAUUUUAGUAUACAAGAUUCAUUUUAUUCAGUACUUCUAACCUAUGGAUUAAUAUUUGGCAUUGGAUCUGGUAUCGCUUACAUACCGGCAUUGGCGUGUGCUAUGAAGUGGAUGCCGGAGAAGAAGGGACUUGUGAAUGGCUUGGUCACCGGUGGACACGGAAUAGCUGCUGUUAUUUGGAAUCCAAUAGAAACUGAGUAUAUCAAUCCGCAUAACCUGUCACCCAACACAUCGUUGAAGGAAGAACCGACAGAAAGGUACUUUGCGGAAGCUUCAGUUCUAGAUCGAGUACCGUCAUGUUUUUUGCUCCUCGGCAUUUCAUUCGCAAUUAUUCAAUUCAUCGGCGUGCUCUUACUAUUUGAUCCAUCAGAACCCUCAGAACCAUGUGUUGAAGAUGAGAAACAUCUGACGAAGUCGGAUGGUGAGCCUCUCCAGGCGGGUGGAGAGUACAAAACCUUCGAGAUAGAAGGAGAAACUUCCGAGGGGGUAGAGGAUGAUACUGAGCAAGAACAAGGCCUUGUGGAUGAGAAGUGGACUGGAUUAGAUAUUCCUCCUCUAGAAGUGUACACUGAAACAGCGUUCUGGAUUUUGUGGUCGACACACUUAAUCACUGUGUUAGGAAUAGUCUUUAUAAUGGCUUUAUACAAGGCAUAUGGGCAGACCAUGAUCAAUGAUGACUACUUCCUGUCAUUAACUGGGUCAGUUAGUGCAAUCUUUAACGGAGUUGGUCGAAUCUUUUGGGGUUGUAUGGCCGACAGAUACUCAUAUAAGCUUUUAUUAUAA
Molecule: messenger RNA, 1218 nt
Organism: Anneissia japonica
Lineage: Eukaryota; Metazoa; Echinodermata; Crinoidea; Comatulida; Comatulidae
Exons: 9
Coding region: 127-1218 (363 amino acids)
Biological process (GO): transmembrane transport
Molecular function (GO): transmembrane transporter activity
Source: RefSeq, a predicted model, not a curated record